AUGGAUACUUCUCCACCUCUUCUUACACAUUCUUCUUAUCCUACUACUUCAUCUCCUAGAUUAUCUGAUAUUGAUCAACAUGGAAAUUCUCAAAACUCCAAUAAUAACAACAACAGUUAUCUUCCACAACCACCUCAUCAUCAUUCUCAACAUCCCUACCAUCCUCAUGAUCGUAGAGAUGAUGGUUAUUAUUAUGAACAUAGCAAUAAUGUAAGGCAUAAUAGCGGAGCUCAUUCAUACAACAACAACGAUCAGCAUCCUUCCGUUGCUGCUAGUUCAUCUUCUACAUCAGCCACUAAUACUCACGAGCCUCCUCCAUCAUCACAUCACGAUAUUCGUGAUUAUAAAGAUCAAACUAAACCUGAAGAUCAUAACAAUAAUAAUUAUCAUGCAUCAACAUCAUCAUCAACUGCAAUGGCCGUUGAUAAUCCAAGAGAAAAUAAUGUCGACGACAAUAACGACAACAAUACCGCCACCAAUAAAAAUGAUAGCAGUAGCAAUGACAAUAACAUUGAUAGCAGUAAUAGCAAUCAAAGUAUUCCACCAUUUAGUACAUUUCAAGACAUUCCACCACCUCCACCCAAUACUUCUUCAUCAACUUCAUCUAAUAUAUCCACCAGUGCUCAUAAUCAAAAUCAACAAUCAAGAUCGUCGCCACCUCCAUUACCUCUAUCACAACUUAAUCACAACACUGCUACUGCAGAAUUAUCGCCAACGACAGCAACAACAUCGUCAUCACUACCUCCACUACAACCUUCAAAUGAUAUGGAAAUUGAUAACGAAGACUCCUCAGUUGAACGUAAUACUAGCAGUGGUACUGAUAAUGUUACUAAUAAUGGUGAUGUUACUAGUAAACAAGAUAAUGAUGAUGAAGGUGAUGAAAUAUCAUCAUCCGCACGUAAUGAAGAAAUUUCGUCGUCGUCAUUACCACCUGAUGAACCAAGAUCACAAAGAUUGGCACUUAUAUUAGAUAAUAACAGUGGUGAAGGCGCUACAGCACCGGUCAAUCCAACAAAAACUACGGCUUCUUCAUCCAACAGCCAAAUAGAUGAAGAUUAUGAUGAGGACAACGAUGAGGAAACCGAGAAGAACAAUGAUAAAUCAUCAACCGUGUCAGAUGUUGCUUCCAAAAAUAAUGAGCAAACUACAACGACAGUUGAUGAAGUGCCACCACAACAAAGUGAUUUAAAAUCACCUACCACUAUAAAGAAAAAGAAAAAUUCUCAUAGUGACAAUGAUGAUAAUGACAGUGAUAAUAGUCAAAAUGAGGAUAAUCGUAAAAAAGUAGCAGAAGAACAAAAAAACAAAACAUCUUCAUCUUCAACGACAAAAAUAAAAAAAUCACCAAAACGUGCAAAAAUCUCUUCUCCUAAAGAUGAAGAGAGUUAA
Entrophospora candida is the source of this 1389-nucleotide messenger RNA. Lineage: Eukaryota; Fungi; Glomeromycota; Glomeromycetes; Entrophosporales; Entrophosporaceae. The record is from the annotation of a GenBank genome assembly.